AAUAUAAACAUAACUUUAUAUGCACUGGAAAACCAAAAAAUUUAUAUGACUCACUUUAUUGCAAUAUUUGCUUUGUUGAGGUGGUCUGGAACUGAACCUGGAAUAUCCCUAAGGUAUGCCCGUAAUCCCAGUGCUCUGAAUUUUGUGGCUCGUUAGAUGUAUUUUAAAAAUAUAUAGAAUACUUAAAUUGCAUUUACUGUGUGCCAGACACUGACCCAAAGUCUUUGCAUUUCUUAUCACAACCCUCAAUGAUAGGUGCUGUUAUUAUUCCCAUUUUACAGAUGAGGAAAGUGAGGCACCAAGAGGUUAAAUAUCUUGCAGAAGGUCAUACAAAGCUACUACGGAAACUCUGCUCUCAAAACCGAGACAGAGAUGUUUGAAAAAUAUUACAAUAAAUUGGAGCCCAGGGACAAGCAACCUCCACGAUUAUCAGAAAUUAAAAUAUCAGGAGCAGAAAUUGCACAGUUACGAGGCAGGCAUAGAUCCAAAUCCCGCAUAAGUCUGGAACGUGUAACAGGCCUCAGCGUGGACCAAAAAUUCAAGCUUGUGCAAAAAGAGCUGGACGACGCAAAGAAUGAAAUAAGGCACAUAAGGGCAAAUGCCGAGAGGGACCUGCAGCAUCACGAGGCUAUCCUUGAGGAAGCUGAAAUCCGGUGGACCGAAGUUCAGAGAGAAGUGCAUGAGUUUGAAAAAGAUAUUCUAAAGACCAUAUCCAAGAAGAAAGCGAGUAUUUUGGCCACUCAGAAAGUGAUGAAGUACAUUGAGGACAUGAACCGCCGGAGGGAUAAUAUGAAGGAUAGAUUAUGUUUGAAAAAUGUCUCUCUCAAAGUCCAGAGGAAAAAGAUGCUUUUACAAUUGAGGCAGAAGGAAGAGGUGGGAGAGGCCCUCCACAACGUUGACUUUCAGCAGCUGAAGAUCGAGAAUGCUCAGUUUUUAGAGACAAUUGAAGCAAGGAAUCAAGAACUGAUCCAGCUGAAGCUGGUAUCCGGAAACACCCUGCAGAUCCUUAACGCGUACAAAAGCAAGCUACACCGAGCCAUGGAAAUGUCCCUCGAUCUGGACAAAGAGUUCUUGUUGAGAAAAGAGUUACUCAAAAAAGUUGAAAAAGAAACCCUGCAAGUAGAGCAGGACCGGGCCAAGGCCAUGGCUCUGAACAAGCAGCUCCGGAAGCAGCUGUCUGAGUUCCGAGUGCCACAGGUGAUGAUGUACGUCCGGGAGAAGAUCCGAAACAGGGACCUGGAGAAGACCAUCAGGAUGUGGGAGAGGAAAGUGGAGAUUGCAGAGAUGUCCUUAAAAGGCUACCGCAAGGCUUGGAAUAAAAUGAAAAUCACCAAUGAGCAGUUGCAGGCAAUUUGCCCCCUGGGAAAUAGCCAGAGGGAGGCGACGGCUGCCGACCAAAAAGUGAUCCAUUAAAGUAAUCAGCUUCUCUCUAGUCAUGGGGUCCUCUCA
Messenger RNA from Physeter macrocephalus (sperm whale), 1449 nucleotides. RefSeq names its product cilia and flagella associated protein 263 (gene CFAP263). Bases 373 to 1413 code for a protein of 346 amino acids. Gene Ontology annotation, cellular component: axoneme; ciliary basal body. Gene Ontology annotation, biological process: cilium assembly. Lineage: Eukaryota; Metazoa; Chordata; Mammalia; Artiodactyla; Physeteridae. The transcript is spliced from 9 exons. The record is from RefSeq and is a predicted model, not a curated record.